CGGCCGUGCCCCCCUAGCUCGGACAGGCGGACGUUCGUACAGACAGACAGACACACGCGCGGACACACAGACACACGCACCCCGCACCCCGCCCUGCGCUGCGAGCGGGUGCAAGCCCGGAGGCGAUCCUGGAGAACAACCUUUCCCUGUCGCUGCUGCCGGCUCCCGCAGGGCUGGACCCGGGGAGCUGCGUCGCGGAGCAAACUUCCCCCAAAGGGCUGAGCUCGCCGGCCUGGUGCCUGCAGCCGGAGCCGGCCUCCGGCUUGGCGGGCAGGGGCCAGGUGCCUUGGAACAAGUGCGGCCCUGGGGGAGACUGGCUGCCCGGCGGCAGGCAGAAGGUCUGCGAGCAGAUGGGCUCCGACGUCCGAGACCUCAACGCGCUGCUGCCCUCCGUGCCCUCCCUGCCGGGCAACAGCAACUGCGCCAUGCCGGUGAGCAGCGCGGCGCAGUGGGCGCCCGUCCUGGACUUUCCCCCGGGGGCCUCCUACGGCUCGCUGGGGCCGCACUCCUUCAUCAAGCAGGAGCCGAGCUGGAACGGAUCGGACCCGCACGAGGAGCAGUACCUGAGCGCCUUCACCGUCCACUUCUCCGGCCAGUUCACGGGCACGGCCGGGGCUUGCCGCUACGGGCCCUUCGGCGCCCCGCCGCCCAGCCAGCCGCCCUCGGGCCAGGCUCGGAUGUUCCCCAACGGGCCCUACCUGCCCAACUGCUUGGAGAGCCAGCAAGCCAUCCGCAACCAGGGUUACAGCACCGUGGCCUUUGACGGGACCCCCAGCUACGGCCACACGCCGUCCCACCCCGCCGCUCAGUUCAGCAACCACUCCUUCAAACACGAGGAUCCCAUCAGCCAGCAGCCCUCCCUAGGGGACCAGCAGUACUCGGUGCCUCCCCCGGUGUACGGCUGUCACACGCCGACCGACAGCUGCACGGGCAGCCAGGCGCUGCUCCUCCGGACGCCCUACAACAGUGACAAUUUAUACCAGAUGACCUCACAGCUUGAAUGCAUGACAUGGAAUCAAAUGAACUUGGGAUCCACACUGAAAGGACACACAGCAGGAUAUGAAAAUGAGAACCACAGCACUCCCAUGUUGUACAGCUGUGGGGCCCAGUACAGAAUACACACCCACGGGGUCUUCAGAGGCAUACAAGACGUCCGGCGCGUGCCCGGCGUGGCUCCCACCAUCGUGCGCUCGGCGAGCGAGACGAACGAGAAGCGUCCCUUCAUGUGCGCCUACCCUGGCUGCAACAAGAGAUACUUCAAGCUGUCCCACUUGCAGAUGCACAGCAGAAAGCACACUGGUGAGAAACCUUAUCAGUGUGAUUUUAAAGACUGUGAACGAAGAUUUUCUCGUUCAGACCAACUCAAAAGGCACCAAAGACGACACACAGGUGUGAAACCCUUUCAGUGUAAAACUUGUCAGAGAAAGUUCUCCAGAUCUGAUCAUCUGAAGACUCAUACCAGGACUCAUACAGGUAAAACAAGUGAAAAGCCUUUCAGUUGCCGGUGGCCCAGCUGUCAAAAAAAAUUUGCCAGGUCUGAUGAAUUAGUUCGUCAUCACAACAUGCACCAGAGGAACAUGACUAAACUGCAGUUGGCCCUUUAGACAGUUCAAACAAGUGAAAAUACCAGAUGGGACAUUAUAAGCUACUGCAAAGUUUCUCAGCCAUCCUCGAUCACCUCUGUCAGAGAGCUGCAGCUGCCUUCGCAUCCUAUCUGACACAAGUUAACUCAAACGUAGGAUUCUGCUCAGCCUGCCCUUCCCUUUGGAGCUGCACAAGUUCCCAGGCAAUAAGUUCAAGAGGUUUUUACUUGUGGUUUUGUACAAAAGUAGGCGAGACCAUCACAGUUUCAAGAUUACUAUAAACUGUGCUCAGCUUUCAUGUCUGUCUCCAGCUUUUUUUGUGUUAUUUUCACUUGAACUUUUCCAGGUACAAAUUGCUGUACCUUUUUAAUUCCUGCAGUGGGUAGGAUGAUUCCUCCCUGUUGAAGGUCAGCUCUGCACUUACAUCAUCCCUGCAUAUGCUGAGGCUCCUGAAUGCUAGUGCAGCUUUCCUCACAAGAUGAAGGAACAGUCACCUGAGAUACUUCUGGUAACCUUUGUACUGCCAAAGGGCAGCCUUUUAGAGUUGGAAGCUCUGCUUUUGAAAUUUCACAAGUCAAACCUUUUUUUAAAAGGUUGUUUUUCUAGAGCAGCUAAAGCCAGAUGACCCAGAGCCUCUCUGUACAAAAAAUUAAGAAUCUUACCAUUAAGUUAACUUGGUUUUUAAAGAAUUGCAUAACUGAACCCUCAAAACUGUUUUGUUUGUCA
Onychostruthus taczanowskii (white-rumped snowfinch) is the source of this 2309-nucleotide messenger RNA. It is a transcript of the gene WT1, whose product is annotated as WT1 transcription factor. NCBI's taxonomy places the organism in Eukaryota, Metazoa, Chordata, Aves, Passeriformes, Passeridae. The record is from RefSeq and is a predicted model, not a curated record. The coding region runs from base 351 to 1604 and encodes 417 amino acids. The transcript is spliced from 9 exons. Gene Ontology annotation, molecular function: RNA polymerase II cis-regulatory region sequence-specific DNA binding; DNA-binding transcription factor activity, RNA polymerase II-specific. Gene Ontology annotation, cellular component: nucleus. Gene Ontology annotation, biological process: regulation of transcription by RNA polymerase II.